GUUGGUACACCUUACGGUCCGCAGUUCGCAUAGUGAAGAUUCCCUGUGUGUUUGGAUAUAGGUACCUGUCAGCUUCUCGUUAUUGUGAUUGUGUUAUCUGAAAAUUGGCAGACAACGUCCGUUACCCGGUUCAGUCGUUUCAGCGUUCUUUAAAAAGUCAAUACAAGUAAUUACAAUUCUUUAACUAAAAAAAAAAAAAAAGAGUGCUAUAUUGUUGUGGGUUUUUUAUUAUAAAUAGUUUUACCUUGAAAGACAUAAUUAUCAUUUAUCCUACGCCUUGACUCGAUUUUCAAGACAUGGCUGACGAAUCACCACCAAUCAAAAAAUCGAAAUUAUCUACUUCAGAUGCCGGUUCGUCAGCACAGAGCAAUUUUUUAAGUACUGUGUCUGCUCAAAGGAAAAAAACGGCUCCUUCGGUAAUGGAAUUCAAUUUCAAUAAAAAACGUGUACGAGUUUUGUCCGACGUAAAAGAAGUACCUGAAUGGGCUGAUGGAAUAAUUUAUUGGACUUUCCGAGACGAACGAAUCCAUGAUAACUGGGCAUUCCUGUACGCACAAAAAUUAGCUUUGAAAAAUAAAGUAUCGUUGCACAUCACAUUUUGUAGAUUACAAAAGUUUUUAGACUGUAGUCUUCGGCAUUACAAACAUAUCUUUGAAGGCUUAGAGGAAUUGGAGACUGAAUGCAAUUCGUUGAACGUACAGUUUCAUUUCUUAAUCGGUUGUGCGGCCGACGUACUGCCAGACUUUGUCAGGAAACACAAGUUGGGAGCUGUUGUAGUCGAUUUCAUGCCCGUCAGAGAACACAUGUUGUGGACGAAACAACUGGCACAACGUCUCGGAUCAGAAGUGCCGGUCGUGCAAGUCGACGCUCACAACAUUGUACCCUGUUGGGUGGCGUCCGACAAACAGGAAUACGCCGCGAGGACGAUACGCAAUAAGAUCAACAGCAAGCUGUCGGAAUUUCUAACGGAAUUCCCGCCCGUAAUAAAGCAUCCGUACGGCGGUAAACUCAAGGCAAAACCAACCGACUGGAAUGAAGCCGACAAAACGCUCGAAGUCGACCGUUCAGUCGGACCCGUCGCCGGGCUGAAAGCCGGUUACAAAGCGGGAAUGAACGAGUUGGAAAUGUUUUUGAAAAAAAGGCUACCGAAUUAUGCGACCGCUCGUAACAAUCCUGUAAAAGACGGUCUUAGCAAGCUUUCGCCGUGGCUGCAUUUCGGUCAGAUAUCGGCUCAAAGGUGUAUUUUGGAAGUAAGCAAGUUUUCCGGCAAAUACAAAGACAGCGUUGCGGCUUACAGGGAGGAAGCGAUCGUGAGACGCGAACUGUCGGACAACUUUUGUUUUUACAAUCCGAAAUACGAUUCUAUCGAGGGCGCGCCGAAUUGGGCCCGAACUACUCUUAACGAUCACAAGAAAGACAAACGUAAAUACGUUUACACCCGAGAAGAACUCGAAAAGUCUCGCACUCACGACGACUUGUGGAAUUCCGCUCAGCUACAAUUGGUGAACCAAGGCAAAAUGCACGGUUUCCUGCGUAUGUACUGGGCGAAAAAAAUACUGGAGUGGACCGACACUCCGGAAAGGGCGUUGGCGGACUCGAUUUACCUGAACGACAAGUACAGCAUGGACGGCCGGGAUCCGAGCGGUUUCGUCGGCUGCAUGUGGUCCGUGUGCGGCAUUCACGAUCAAGGCUGGAAGGAACGAGAGAUCUUCGGCAAGAUUAGAUACAUGAACUACGAAGGGUGUAAGAGGAAAUUCGAUAUCAACGCUUUUAUAGUUAGAUACGGCGGAAAGAUUCAUAAGUAUACUAAAAAAUAAAACCACCGACAGUAUUGUUUAUUUUAUUUACUGUUUACACUUACUUAAUGUUUUACUUUUUUUACUUUUUAUUUGUGUUUAAAUUUAAAUUUAUUAUUUAUAAAUAAUAAUAUAAAAUCUUAAAGUCGUGUAAACGUUAUCGAGUUUACCGUUGUAACCAUAUGUUUUUUUUUGCAGUACUCUCCUAUGGGGAAUGUACUGCAGUAGUAAGUUUUUAGUUUAUAUUGUAAACAACAGUGAAUAUUAUGUCAAUUUAUUAAUUUUUUUUUAAUUAUACUAACAUUUUUUUACUAUUUUCUACAUGUGAGUAUUACUUUGACUUGGAACGACGACAACAAAGAAAAACCAAUUGCAAACGAUUUUUGUAAUUAUUUACUAUUAAAUACAACGCUUAGGUUUAAGGGCGACAUUUGUUU
Adelges cooleyi (spruce gall adelgid) is the source of this 2233-nucleotide messenger RNA. RefSeq names its product deoxyribodipyrimidine photo-lyase (gene phr). Gene Ontology annotation, molecular function: deoxyribodipyrimidine photo-lyase activity. Lineage: Eukaryota; Metazoa; Arthropoda; Insecta; Hemiptera; Adelgidae. The transcript is spliced from 8 exons. The coding region runs from base 297 to 1817 and encodes 506 amino acids. Gene Ontology annotation, biological process: photoreactive repair. The record is from RefSeq and is a predicted model, not a curated record.